Messenger RNA from Naumovozyma dairenensis CBS 421, 891 nucleotides. It is a transcript of the gene PPA2, whose product is annotated as inorganic diphosphatase PPA2. Lineage: Eukaryota; Fungi; Ascomycota; Saccharomycetes; Saccharomycetales; Saccharomycetaceae. Bases 1 to 891 code for a protein of 296 amino acids. The transcript has a single exon. Gene Ontology annotation, molecular function: inorganic diphosphate phosphatase activity; magnesium ion binding. The record is from RefSeq and is a predicted model, not a curated record. Gene Ontology annotation, biological process: phosphate-containing compound metabolic process. Gene Ontology annotation, cellular component: nucleus; cytoplasm.
AUGAUAGCAAUUAGACGAUUACGAAGUUUGACGACAAUUUUACGUAGAAGGUCUUAUUCUGCAGUGAAACAAGGAAGUAAAUAUAGUCAAAAUUAUCGACAAUAUUUGAAGCUAGAUAAUGGUGAGAUUGGUUCUUAUUUCCAUGAUAUUCCCAUGGAAUUGAAUCAUUUAAAUAGAACUGUUAACAUGGUGGUUGAGAUACCAAGAUGGACACAUGCCAAGUUCGAGAUUUCUAAGGAUUUACCAUUUAAUCCUAUUACUCAGGAUGUUAAGAAGGGGAAAGUAAGAUUUGUUAAUAAUAUCUUCCCAUUUUAUGGAUAUAUACAUAAUUACGGUGCCAUCCCUCAGACUUGGGAGGACCCUACUGUAAACCAUGAAAUAGGCGAGGGGAGGGCUUUGGUGGGUGAUAAUGAUCCCUUAGAUUGUUGUGAAAUCGGGUCUUCUGUGUUCACCACUGGAGAAAUUAAGACAGUCAAAAUUUUAGGUUCCAUUGCAUUGAUUGAUGAUGGUGAAUUAGAUUGGAAAGUUAUCGUGAUAAACGUGAAAGAUCCUUUGGCGUCUAGCGUUAAUAAUAUACAUGAUGUUGAGAAACAUUUUCCUGGACUUCUCACGGCAACUAGAAAUUGGUUUAGAGAUUACAAGGUUCCUAUGAAUAAACUAAAGAAUGAAUUUGCAUUCAAUGGGGAAUAUAAGGAUGUCACAGAGACAAUAAAAGUGAUAGAAGAAUGUCAUAAUACAUGGAAAGGAUUGAUUUCUGGAGGAUUAGAUGGAUCAAAGAUUGGUAAGUUACCCCAAGUUCAACGUGCUGGAAACAAUGUAACUAUGAGUGACAAUGAAGAACCAGAAUCAGAUAUUCCUAAAGACUUAGAUAAAUGGUACUACGUCGAGUAA